CCGCGGAGCACGUCGGGACACCGAAGCCUGGACUUUGCUCGGCUGCGGUUCUAGAGAACAACUCCUGCGUUGUUUCCGUACCGUGGCGCGUCUUAAUGACGUUGUUGAGAGUUAGCUCUUGGGAGGGGAUGAAAACAUCACGCGUAGACUUUUGGGGAGAUUCUAUAAAUUUAUUGUAAAGCACAGGGCCUGUUUACUUGCGUUUAUACGAGUUGCCCCGGCACAGGGGAUGUAUGGGAAUCCCGCUGGGAAUCUGAAUAAGCGACUUAUUUGCGUGACCUGUCGUGCUCUCGCUAUGCCCAGGAAGGAGGGAAAAGGACUCAAGAAAGAUGUAUCUCCAGUGGCUCCUGUUACUGGGCCAGUAUCAAGAGACAAAACUGGAUCAGUUACCAUCAGUAUACAUGCCAAGCCAGGGGCUAAACAAAAUGCUAUAACCGAUGUGACAGCCGAUGCUGUGGGCGUUGCAAUUGCAGCUCCUCCGACAGAAGGGGAAGCAAAUGCAGAGCUGUGCCGCUAUCUUUCGAAGGUUCUGGUGCUAAAGAAGAGUGAAGUGUCCUUGGAUAAGGGUGGAAAAUCUAGAGAAAAAGUAGUUAAAAUUUCUGCAUCUAUAACCCCAGAGGUUGUUUUAGAAAGGUUAAAGGAAGCGGCUGUACAUUCAUAGUGAAAUUCACAGCCAUUGGUCCGUGUGUAUUUAACUCAUAAGAAGAUCCGUUUGAAAUAAUGUUUUUAGCAGUUGGAAAAUGUCUCUGUAUGAAAAACUCAGGAAUAAGCAAUUUCCAGGAAUAUUAAGGGGGUUAUAUAUCAAAUGUAUCUCAUUAUUUCUAUUAAAAAAAAUCCGACCAACUCCAAAUUGCUUAUUGGAUCUUAUUUAUCAUAGAAAAAGCUAGCUAAAAUCGGUUCUGACAAAAAAAAAAAAAAA
Messenger RNA from Xenopus laevis (African clawed frog), 919 nucleotides. RefSeq names its product chromosome 15 open reading frame 40 L homeolog (gene c1h15orf40.L). Gene Ontology annotation, cellular component: cytoplasm. The record is from RefSeq and is marked predicted. NCBI's taxonomy places the organism in Eukaryota, Metazoa, Chordata, Amphibia, Anura, Pipidae.